Cylicocyclus nassatus is the source of this 650-nucleotide messenger RNA. Lineage: Eukaryota; Metazoa; Nematoda; Chromadorea; Rhabditida; Strongylidae. The record is from the annotation of a GenBank genome assembly.
AAAAGACCCGAUCAGGUGAAUUAGUUGUGUUAUGAGGCUUCUUCUCUUACUUCUCGUCUUCCUCCCGUUGAGCAUUGCUGAUUAUGGUGAAACUGAUGUUGAAAAAGAAAAACGCUUUUGUUCUGAAGGGUGCCCAUACCUAUUGAAAACGGAGGGUCCAAAUGCUAAGUUCGACAUAAAAAAAAUGAUGGGCAAAUGCAAGAAGGAUCCCAAAGUACCGAAAAUAAUUUGUGAAAUGGUGAACAUAUGGAAGAAUGACCCAGUUACAAAGCUUAUGCAAGAUGACACAUGGAAAGAGCUGCUUUGCGAUCCUUGCAACAUUGCUGCUGUUAUUGAACAAAGAGAGCAGUUGUGCUCUCAAGUGUGCCCACACCUAGCAAAUUCGGUCAAUCCAAAUGCUAAGAUCGACAUAAAACAUCUGUGGGAAAAUUGCAAGCAGAAUCCGAAAACACCAAAAACAGUCUGCGAAUAUGCGAACAAAUGGGAAGAGGACAAAUAUUUGAAGAAAUAUGGAAAGUAUCACACAUGGAAAGCGGUUUGCCAGUCUUGCAAGUAAUUUGUCCUUCUUGUGAAUUGCAAGUUGUCUUCCGCAAUAUAAAAUCAGAAAACGUCACAAUGUUAUUGGUAAUGACUUCGGUAUAAGUUGAUGG